AUGGCAGCCAAGCCUGAGGAUGAGAAAGCGACAGCUAUUCUUAACAGAAAAAAAGGUCCAAACCGUCUUAUAGUAGAUGAAGCUACCAACGACGACAACUCGAUCGCAGUGAUGUCUCAAGCAAAAAUGAAUGAGCUCAACAUAAUGCGUGGAGAUACAGUGAUGAUCAAAGGCAAAAGGCGUAAGGACACCGUUCUCAUAGCUCUUGUUGAUCCCGAAUUAGAGGAUGGCAAAAUUCGGCUGAACAAGGUGGUAAGGAACAACCUUAAAGUCAGACUUGGAGACUUGGUAAGUGUCCAUACCCCGGGAGAUAUCCCAUAUGGCAAAAGAGUCCAUAUUUUGCCAAUUGAUGAUACAAUUGAAGGGAUCACUGGGAAUCUUUUCGAAAUCUAUUGCAUAAUAAACUGAUUGAAUAUGUAUUUUAAACAAUAUUCCAAUAAUUUAUAAUAAUAUAAAAUAGCAUAUCUUAAGCCUUAUUUCAAAGAAGCUUAUAGGCCAGUCAGGAAAGGCGACUUAUUCCUUGUAAGAGGAGGAUUCAGACCAGUCGAAUUCAAAGUCUGUGAAACUGACCCAGGAGAGUGCAUCAUUGUAGCGCCUGAUACUGUUAUCCACUGUGAAGGAGAGCCUGUUAAAAGAGCUGACGAAGAAAGAGCUGACGAUAUUGGCUAUGAUGAUAUUGGAGGAUGCAGACGUCAAUUAGCACAAAUCAGAGAAAUGAUUGAGCUUCCACUCAGACAUCCGCAAUUAUUCAAAACACUAGGAGUUAAACCACCUAAAGGAGUUUUGCUGUAUGGUCCUCCAGGGUCUGGGAAAACUCUGAUUGCAAGAGCUGUUGCGAAUGAGACUGGAGCAUUUUUCUUCUUAAUCAAUGGGCCUGAAGUCAUGAGCAAGAUGGCAGGAGAGGCUGAAGCCAAUUUAAGAAGAGCUUUUGAGGAAGCUGAAAAGAAUUCCCCAGCUAUUAUUCUUGUUUAAUAUAAAAAGAAACUUGGCACUGGCUUCGCCAGUGCUUUUUUAUAUACAAGUUAUAAUAAUUUUAGUCAAUAUUAUCAUCAAUUUAUUCAAAAAAAGUCUAUUUUUAUUGAUGAAAUUGACAGUAUCGCUCCAAAAAGAGAAAAAACAGGCGGAGAAGUCGAAAGAAGAGUUGUCUCACAACUGCUCACCCUCAUGGACGGAGUCAAAGGAAGAGGCCAAAUCGUCGUCAUCGGUGCUACCAACAGGCCAAACAGCAUCGACCCUGCUCUCAGAAGAUUCGGCAGAUUUGACAGAGAAAUCGACAUUGGAGUCCCAGAUGAAGUCGGCAGGAUUGAAAUUUUACGCAUCCACACCAAAAAUAUGAAACUCAGCGAAGACGUCGAAAUAGGAGAGCUCGCUAAAGGAACCCACGGCUUUGUUGGUGCUGAUCUUGCCCAGCUCUGCUCAGAAGCUGCUAUGAACUGCAUCAGAGAAAAAAUGGAUAUCAUUGACCUUGAAGAAGACACCAUAGAUGCCGAAAUCUUAGACGCUAUGGCAGUAAACCAAGACCACUUCAAAAGUGCAUUAGGCGUCGUCAACCCAUCCUCACUCAGAGAAACCGUUGUAGAAGUACCAAAUGUGACUUGGAAUGACAUCGGAGGCCUUGACGAAGUCAAAAGAGACUUACAAGAAAUGAUUUUAUACCCAAUCGACCACCCUGAUAAAUUUGAAAAAUUCGGAAUGAAGCCUGGAAAAGGAGUCUUGUUCUACGGUCCUCCAGGAUGUGGCAAAACUUUGAUGGCCAAAGCAAUUGCUAAUGAGUGCUCAGCUAACUUUAUCUCUAUUAAAGGCCCUGAAUUAUUAACUAUGUGGUUUGGAGAAAGUGAAGCCAAUGUAAGAGACGUUUUUGAUAAGGCUAGAUCAGCCGCCCCUUGUGUCCUUUUCUUUGAUGAGCUUGAUUCUAUAGGCUCUGCUAGAGGUUCAAGCCAAGGAGAUGCAGGCGGUGCUGGAGACAGAGUCAUGAACCAACUUUUGACUGAGAUGGACGGUGUAGGAACUAAGAAAAACCUUUUCAUCAUUGGAGCUACCAACAGACCUGAAAUUUUAGACGAGGCCUUGCUGAGACCUGGAAGACUUGAUCAGCUUAUUUAUAUCCCACUCCCUGAUAAGCCAAGCAGAAUUAGCGUUUUACAGUCAUUAGUUAGAAAAUCCCCAGUCGCGAAGAACGUUUAUUUAGAUUUUAUUGCAGAUUUGACAGAAGGAUUCAGUGGAGCAGAUUUAGCAGAACUUGUACAAAGAGCUGCUAAAUCAGCAGUAAGAGAAGCUAUAGAAGCCGAUGCUCAAAGAAAAGCACUACAAGUAGAACAAGGAGAUGAAAAUAUGGAAAUUACUGAUGACCCAGUACCAGAAAUCACGAGAAGACACUUCGAAGAAGCCCUGUCAACGGCCAGAAGAUCAGUAACCAAUGUCGAUUUGAAUAAAUAUGACCAGUUUAGAAGGAAGUUCGACCCUGUCUAUGCUGCCAGACAAGGCGGCCAAGUUUCAAGCGCCCCAGUUUUCAGAUGGCCUGAGAGGGCUGACCAAAUCCAGCAAGUGGCUGCAGAGGAAGAAGACCUUUAUAGUUAA
This is a messenger RNA of Blepharisma stoltei, 2577 nucleotides long. NCBI's taxonomy places the organism in Eukaryota, Ciliophora, Heterotrichea, Heterotrichida, Blepharismidae. The record is from the annotation of a GenBank genome assembly.